AUGGGCCUCGUGGGCGGCGUCCUCGGCUUCUGCCUCGGCCUCCCCAUCGGCCUCGCCGCCGCGUACUUCGUCUACCUCCGCUACUUCGCCGCCGCUCGCCGCCUCCAGGAUCCUGUCAUUAAACCUCUACGAGAUUUAGAUUCUGAAACUCUGCAGGCAACAAUACCAGAUAUUCCAUUAUGGGUGAAGAGCCCAGACUAUGAGCGGAUUGACUGGAUGAACAAGUUUAUUUUUGACAUGUGGCCUUUUCUGGAUAAGGCAAUAUGCAACAAUAUAAAACGUGCAACGAGGCCAAUGUUUGAUCAAUAUGUUGGACAAUAUGGUAUAGAAUCAAUUGAAUUUGGACAGUUGACACUUGGGACUCUUCCACCUACAUUUCAAGGAAUUAAAGUUUACGAAAUGCUAGAAAAAGAGUUGGUAAUUGAGCCUGUGAUUCGGUGGGCUAGCACAUCAAAUGUAACAGUGAACGCAAAGGUGCAUUCUUUCAAAGUGACUGUUCAGCUUGAAGAUUUGCAUAUAAUGCUAACACCACGUGUGACCCUGAAGUCACUUGUGCCAAGCUUUCCCUGUUUUGCUAACUUGUGUGUUUCACUAAUGGAAAAGCCUCGUAUAGAUUUUGGAUUCAAAUUGUUGGGGGGAGAUGUCAUGGCCAUACCAGUCUUGUAUCAAUAUGUUCAGGAUCAAAUAUCAAAGCAAAUCUCAAUUUUGUAUCACUGGCCUAAGGUUAUACAGAUUCCUAUCUUAGAUGGAGCAAGUGGUGCUACAAAGAAACCAAUUGGAAUCUUGCAUGUAAAGGUAAUCAGAGCCCUGAAUCUUCUCAAGAUGGAUUUUCUUGGCAAAUCUGAUCCCUAUGUCAAGAUGCGCCUGAGUGGUGAAAGACUGCCCUGGAAGAAAACAUCUGUUAAGAUGAGCAACCUGAAUCCUGAAUGGAAUGAACACUUCAGGUUCAUAGUCAAGGAUCCUGACACUCAAGUCCUUGAGCUUCACAUGUUUGAUUGGGAAAAGGUUAAGAUGCAUGAUAAAUUGGGCAUGCAAGUAAUUCCCCUCCGCUUGCUUACACCUUACGAGAGCAAGUUAUUCACACUCGACCUUGUUCGAAGCAUGAACCCAAAUGAUCCGCAGAACAAGAAGAAUAGAGGAAAGCUCAUUGUUGAGUUGACAUUUGAUCCCUUCAGAGAAGACAAUAUGGCUUCAGAUGGUGAAGGUAAUGCUAGUAUAAGAAGGGAAGCAGACGGUGAAUCCAGUGGUGGGGUGCUGUUGGUUUCAGUAGAAAAUGCAGAAGAUGUCGAAGGGAAGCGGCAUACUAAUCCAUAUGCUGAGGUACUUUUCAGGGGAGAACGGAAGAAAACAAAGGUCAUAAGGAAAACAAGAGAUCCAAGAUGGAGCGAGGAGUUCCAGUUUAUGGUAGACGAGCCUCCGGUGGAAGAUAAGAUCCACAUCGAAGUUAAAAGCAAACGCCGCGGAUUUCCCUUCCGCAACAAGGAAUCGCUGGGGCAUGUGAAUAUAAACCUGGUGGAUGUGGUGAACAACGGCCGGAUUAACAAGAAGUACCACCUCAUCAACUCGAGGAACGGGAUGAUACACGUGGAGAUCAAAUGGAGCACGGUGUGA
Molecule: messenger RNA, 1611 nt
Organism: Miscanthus lutarioriparius
Lineage: Eukaryota; Viridiplantae; Streptophyta; Magnoliopsida; Poales; Poaceae
Source: the annotation of a GenBank genome assembly